This is a messenger RNA of Sander lucioperca (pikeperch), 2404 nucleotides long. Its product is annotated as zinc finger protein 664-like. The record is from RefSeq and is a predicted model, not a curated record. NCBI's taxonomy places the organism in Eukaryota, Metazoa, Chordata, Actinopteri, Perciformes, Percidae. The transcript has 5 exons. Gene Ontology annotation, molecular function: DNA-binding transcription factor activity; RNA polymerase II cis-regulatory region sequence-specific DNA binding. Gene Ontology annotation, biological process: regulation of immune system process; regulation of cytokine production; negative regulation of transcription by RNA polymerase II. Bases 372 to 1478 code for a protein of 368 amino acids.
UUUAUUGAGUUUCCUGUUAGUGAAAUGAUCUGAGUGAAUUUAAGCUGGGCUUUUAUUGUGAAGGGUAGUCACCAAAAAGCCAGCGUUAUGGUGGUGUUUGUUUUUCCCUUUAGAUUUAUUCCCAGUUUAAUAUAAUGCUGUUUUCUCCAAACUCCUCUGAGUUGAUGUUGGAGCUAGGAAGGAAAUGGAACCGUUUCCCAGCCGCUGCUUUGAGUGUUCAGACUGUUGUUGUAGUUGUGUGUGGAUGUGAGGAAAACCAGAGGAGACAGCAGCUCCUGAAUAUCUCUGCUGCUGUGAUUAGUCCUGAACAGAAUCCAGAGUGAGUCCAGCAGCCCCAGUGGAGCUCUGCUGGAUUUCAGGACCAGAGAGGAAUGGAGGAGGACAACCAGAACCAGGAGCAGCGGAGCAACGAGGUCCCCAGAAGACAAGCAGCAGACUGGGACUCUGAUAGCAGCCAUGUUCAGGAGCCCUCAGCAGACGUCAAGCUGGCGACCGGAGCAGGAAAGAAGGGCAAGAAGGCCGAGGAGGAGGAGCAGCCUGCAGCAGUGAAGGAGGAGGAGGAGCAGCCUGCAGCAGUGAAGGAGGAGGAGGAGGAGGAGGAAGAGGAGCAGCCUGCAGCACCUCCUGCAGCAGUGAAGGAGGAGGAGGAAGAGGAGGAAGAGGAGGAGGAGCAGCCUGCAGCAGUGAAGGAAGAGGAGGAGGAGGAGUAUGUGGUGGAGAAGGUUUUGGACCGCAGAGUGGUGAAGGGAAGAGUAGAGUUUCUGCUGAAAUGGAAGGGGUUCUCAGAUGAGGAGAACACAUGGGAGCCACAAGACAACCUGGACUGCCCCGACCUUAUCACCGAGUACAUGCAGAAACACAAGGAGAAGGAGGAGAAAAAGAAGGAGGGCAAGAGGAAAGUUGUCCAUGAGGCCUCGGGAGACUCAGAGGAGCGAGGGAGCAAGAGGAAGGAGGAGAAACGGAGAGGAGAGGGACGCAAACGUCACCACUGUCAACACUGUGACAAAUCCUUCACAAGAUCAGGAAAUUUAAAGAUUCAUCAGAGAGUUCACACUGGAGAGAAGCCUUACAGCUGUGAUCAAUGUGGGGCAGCUUUCACACGUGGCCUAAAAAGACAUCAACGCAUUCACACUGGAGAGAAGCCGUACAGCUGUGAUCAAUGUGGGAAAACUUUUUCUCAGAGUAGUCACCUAGAAAUCCACCGACGUGUUCACACUGGAGAGAAGCCGUACUGCUGUGAUCAAUGUGGGAAAACUUUUACUCGGAGUGGUCACCUAGAAAGACACCGACGUGUUCACACUGGAGAAAAGCCGUACAGCUGUGAACAAUGUGGGAAAUCUUUUUCUCAUAGUGGUAACUUUAAAAAACACCAGCGCAUUCACACUGGAGAGAAGCCGUACUGGUGUGAACAAUGUGGGAAAUCUUUUUCUCAUAGUGGUAACCUUAAAAGACACCAGCUCAUUCACACUGCCUCGUAGUGAACAUGUUUCAGAGCCAAGCUGUUUCCUCCUGCCUCCUCCUCAUGCCCUGAUAGCUGUGUUGUUAUAUUCUGAGCUUCUCUCCACAUUGAAGGCUGACCAGCAGUAACUUUAUCUUCUGAACAGCAUGGAUGUUAUCCUGGCUACGACUACAUAUUACGCUCAAAAUUUGCUUUUUUUCCCUGUAAUACAAUAUUUUGAGUUCAGGGUUCAACUGCUAGCGCUAUUUAACUAAUGCUGCAACGAAGGAAUAUUUGUUCUUAAUUAAAUAAAUCCCAUCACUGUUUACUAUGGUAAUGUCAAAUUGCUGAAAUAUUUAGUCUAUUGUCCCUUAAGAAGAUGAAAAGAAGCAAAUCUUCAUAACUAGAAAGCUUUGUCUGCUUAAAAAAUGACUUGAACAGUUAAUGUGUUUAAACUGCGUCUGUGCCGCCGCCAUCUUGAGACAGACAGCUGAUCUUAAAGACUCAGAAAAAGAUUUUUGUACUGCUUUUUGAUGUUCAUGUAAAAGAAAUGCUAAACUAAGCAACAUGGAAUAUUAUUUCACAGAUGGAAAAGAUGUUUUACAAUAUUUAACUAUUACGAAAGCGUUGAAUUUAAUAUCACAAAAUGUAACAAUAAUCCUUCUUUUAAGCUAAAACUAAGUUAAGUGACUGUCCUGAUACUGAAAUAAGUUAAUGCUAGCUUGUGUCAGGUAAAGUAUUUGAUAUUUCAGUAAUUAGUAAUACCUCAGUAAGGUGCUGAAUAUGAUGUUUGUUAUGUAUGUUACUGAACAGUUUCUUUAAUUGUGGAUAGACCAGCUGGUUGUAUUUGGGGGGAGGUUUGUGAGCUUUUGGCUAAUUCUGGCAUUUUUAACCCAUGUAUAAACAUUUGUUUUAUUAAUUUGCUGUUUCCUCUUCUUAAAUAAACUGAAUAGAAUUGAACUUUCA